Molecule: messenger RNA, 868 nt
Organism: Carassius auratus (goldfish)
Lineage: Eukaryota; Metazoa; Chordata; Actinopteri; Cypriniformes; Cyprinidae
Product: homeobox expressed in ES cells 1
Exons: 3
Coding region: 163-720 (185 amino acids)
Biological process (GO): regulation of transcription by RNA polymerase II
Cellular component (GO): nucleus
Molecular function (GO): RNA polymerase II cis-regulatory region sequence-specific DNA binding; DNA-binding transcription factor activity, RNA polymerase II-specific
Source: RefSeq, a predicted model, not a curated record
UUCCUUUGACUUCCACCUUUACAAAGAGGUGUUAAUAGACCAAUAUUAUAUACAUUAAUACCUCAGUUAAAACGAUACAGGGGGUACAAAUACAACUCUCCAGCUCCAUGUCAUUAUUGAGAGAGUAUAUAGUCACAGCAGCUUCUAGGCCCCUACUUGAACAUGGCAACUCAGAAAUUUUCAAACUUCUCCAUUGAUUACAUCUUGGGAGAUGCCAGCAAACAAACAACAGAAUCACCUGGAGUGGAUCAUCCAGCAUCUUCUCAUGAGUUCCCAGGGCACUUGACCAAACUGGAUAGAUCUCGAGGUCAUGGUGACCAUGCAGCACUCAUGCUGAACUUUCCAUCUCCAUCAUGGAAUGCAGGAAUGUACAGCUGCUGUGUUCCAGUCACUUAUUAUCAACUGACUUCAAAUUACUAUGCAGGACAACCGUGGACUUUUGCCGCAUCUGGUUGUGAUACAGCUGAUUAUCACUACCACCAAACUGUAGCUCAGAGACAGCGCAGUCGAAUCCGAACGGUUUUUACCGACAACCAGACGGAGCAGCUCGAGCGGCUCUUCGCAAUCACCGAUUACCCGAGCGCUGAAACCCGGGCGGAGUUAUCCAAGAACACCGGCCUCAGCGAGGAGACUGUGCGGGUCUGGUUCAAGAAUCGACGUGCACGUAGAAAGAGACAGACAACCUGCCCAGACAAAAGCACGAGGCGCGCUCCUGUCUGAUGAUAAUCCCGAAUCAGAUUAAUUUAUGACUGAAUCAUCAACACAGACUCAGUGGCUUUUAUAUAUUGUUUUUUAAAAACACUUUUGUUUUACGGUGUAAAAAAAAAACUAAAAUUUUUACUUGAAUAAACAUGCUUUCUCAGUGAAA